AUGAUAAAAAUGAAGAUCAGACACAACGACUGGUGGAGCCGACGGUCAUCACUGGAAAAACGACUCGUCAUCUCUUCUGUUAUCCUUUUCUCGGUUUCAGUAAUCCUGACAUCGAUUUUGGUAUUUCUCGAUGUAAGCCAUGAUUUAAUGGAGUUUUAUAUGAGUGACAAAAAACAUCUUUUGGACUCUAAUGUUGUGAGAGUUCUCGGCGACAGAAGACGUGAUAAAAAUAUGGGAAAAAUAAAUAAUAAACCAGAAUAUGAUGUUUGCUUAACGCCGACGUGUGUCGGCGCCGGUGUUAUCGUAGAGGCGAUGGAAAACCAAUUUAGAGUUGAAGAGACGGCAAAACCUGAAGAUCUGCUUGUGUUUAAAAAUAUCAAAAAAAUGUACACCUCUUGCAUGAAUUUAAGCCAAUUAAUGCGUUUAGGAGACGACCCGUUAAUCGGCAUAUUGUCCUCAUUGGGCGGAUGGCCUGUAGUCGAGGGCUCUCUUUGGAAAAGUGAUUCAUUUGAUUGGAUCGAUACUAACUUAAAGAUGAGAGAACUUGGAGAAGUGAUGCCCGGAGUUGGGGACAGGAAUGUCAUGUUAAGGGGUUUGGAUGAGCCAAACGUGAAGGCAUACUAUGAACUACUGGUCGAAAGCGCUCUACUUCUUGGAGGAUGGACACGACCUCAGGAGGAGAGCCGAAACACCAAAUGGAUAAGACUUUUGAGUGGCAUUUUCAGGCAAACCAUUCAUCCGAGCGAUGAAGUGAUUGUUAAUAACCCUAAUUAUGUCAAACAAAUUGAUCGCAUGCUUAUACUAACGGAUAAACGGGUUUUAGCGAAUCAUAUGAUAGCGGAUGUAAUCCUAUCUAGUCUUCCACUAUUACAUCCAAAAUGGCUUCAAUUGUAUGACUUGUAUUCGCAUCGGAUUACCGGCCGAAAGGCAGUGCCUCCGCGUUGGCACGUAUGCACCAAAUCUGCCGCUUCUCUAACCGCAGCCUUUUCUGCGCUUUAUGUCCGCAAAUAUUUCCAUAAAGAAAGCAAACAUAAAGUCGAAGAAAUGGUUAAUUUUAUUCACAAAGAAUUCAUAAAAAUGCUAAAUAGUGUUGAAUGGAUGGAUGAGAAGACUAAAGAGAAGGCGUUAGACAAAGCGAAAGCUAUAACUAGUUAUAUAGGAUUUCCCAAACAAUUGCUGAAUGACAGCCAAAUCAGACAAAUAUAUGAAAAC
Medioppia subpectinata is the source of this 1212-nucleotide messenger RNA. NCBI's taxonomy places the organism in Eukaryota, Metazoa, Arthropoda, Arachnida, Sarcoptiformes, Oppiidae. The record is from the annotation of a GenBank genome assembly.